GACACAACAUGGCGGCCGGAUCCUAACGCUCUCCAACGAGGGACCACCGCAGAUGUCUGAGUUCGGGACCCUGCCUCAGAGGAGUGGAAGUCGGGGGCCACCCUCUCUGCCCUUUCUUCUCCGUGCAGUGUCGGCAAGGGGUCGUCGUCUUCUCACCCGGGAUGCAGAACUACAGAGCAAUUGGCAAGAUAGGAGAGGGAACAUUUUCUGAAGUUAUGAAGGUGCAGAGCCUGAGAGAUGGAAACUACUAUGCGUGUAAACAAAUGAAACAGCACUUUGAAAGUAUUGAGCAAGUGAACAGCCUACGGGAGGUACAAGCACUGAGGCGCCUGAGUCCACACCCAAACAUCCUCACAUUGCAUGAAGUGGUUUUUGACAGAAAAUCUGGUUCUCUUGCACUAAUAUGUGAACUUAUGGACAUGAAUAUUUAUGAGCUAAUACAAGGGAGAAGACAGCGAUUAUCGGGGAAAAAAAUCAUGCACUAUAUGUACCAGUUAUGUAAAUCCCUUGACCAUAUGCACAGAAAUGGAAUAUUUCACAGAGAUGUAAAACCAGAAAAUAUAUUAAUAAAGCAGGAUGUCCUGAAGUUGGGGGACUUCGGGUCGUGCCGGAGUGUCUAUUCCAAGCAGCCAUACACAGAGUACAUCUCCACCCGCUGGUACCGGGCCCCAGAGUGCCUCCUGACUGACGGGUUCUACACUUACAAGAUGGACCUGUGGAGCGCUGGCUGUGUGCUCUACGAGAUCAGCAGUCUGCAGCCUCUCUUCCCUGGAGCCAGUGAGCUGGACCAGAUCUCAAAGAUCCACGACGUCAUUGGCACACCUGCUGAGAAGACCCUCACCAAGUUCAAACAGUCGAGAGCUAUGAGUUUUGAUUUUCCUUUUAAAAAGGGAUCAGGAAUACCCCUACUGACAGACAACUUGUCCCCGCAAUGCCUCUCCCUCCUGCACGCAAUGGUGGCCUAUGAUCCCGAUGACAGAAUCACUGCCCACCAGGCCCUGCAGCAUCCCUACUUCCAGGAGCAGAGGGCAGCUGAAAGGCAGGCUCUGGGCGGCCGCAGAAAAGCUUUCCUCCCAGGGCGCCCUGUGGCGUCCGAACUGCAGAACAACUGCCCGGUUUGGAACGACGGCGGAACGCAGCCCCUAAAGCAAGAGGCCCUGACCAGGAGACCAGGACCGGCCUACCUAAAGGAACUGCCCAAACUUAAGCUUUCGGGGGUGACUAAACUGUCCGCGUACUCCAGCCCGGCGCCGCAGUCCGUGUUCGGACCCGGAGGGAACGGGCAGGCCCCGGGGCCGAGACCCCUGCAGUGUGCUGGCACAAAGCAGAAGGCAGAUAUGCAGAAAGACAUAAAGCCUAACCUGAAACAGUGUCGCCUGCCCACGCUGGAAAGGAAGGGCGGAGGAUGCUGAGCCCCACGCCCCCUCACCUGCCGCAGCUCGAGCCCGGCCGGCCCGGCGUAUGGCGUCUAAGGCGGGGAUGCGCUCCAGGGAGAGGCCUGGUGUCCCAGCGCGCUGCCCCGCAGACCAGGCACGCCCACUUGACCUGCAGCCACGAGCCCACGGGUACUUGCUCCCCGAGAGCAGCUCUGCUGUCUGCACCGGUCAAAUACAUUUGUAAGACCACCUCAUUCUGGGGUUUUAUUUCAUUUUCAUAACCUAAGAAUUUGGGGCAGGGAAUAGUUUGUAAUUUUGUAUAUGAAUCAGAACAGAAAUUAGAAUUUACAUUAUGUAUUAUUUAGACGUGGUUUCCCUGUGGGCCCUGCAUGCUGUGCUUUUACUACAUUGCCAGUUGCAGCUUACAAAUGCUGCUGUUGGAGCCCCUGGUUUCUAUUAAAGAAUAAGCUAACAGUCACACUA
Molecule: messenger RNA, 1859 nt
Organism: Manis pentadactyla (Chinese pangolin)
Lineage: Eukaryota; Metazoa; Chordata; Mammalia; Pholidota; Manidae
Gene: MOK
Product: MOK protein kinase
Exons: 12
Coding region: 162-1412 (416 amino acids)
Biological process (GO): intracellular signal transduction; protein phosphorylation
Cellular component (GO): cytoplasm; nucleus
Molecular function (GO): protein serine/threonine kinase activity; ATP binding
Source: RefSeq, a predicted model, not a curated record